AGCAUGGAACAUAUCAACACCAUAUCAGUACCAGAGACACGAGCUCGAAUACCAAUAUAUGUGCCAGCAAACACGAUCGUACCAGCUGGCAAGGCAACCAGUGUGGCCGGACUAUACAGCAUCCUGAUCGAAGAGACAUGCGUAAAAGCUACAAAUCAGCAUGGAAAGCACCCGGUUGCAAAAUCCAGGCAGUGAUAUACAGAAUAGCUGCUCACUAUCUCUCACUAUACCAAUAUUCCCUCAGUUCAAGGAAGUACAUUCAUCAUUCAAUUAUAACUACUCAAUAAUAAAUACUACACAACUACUGGCAACAGUCAUCGGGGAUGCAAUGUUCUCACCGCCUGCCACAUACUGCCACUGGUGUCUUCCUGUCAUAAGCGAAAGUCGCCUGUCAACAAGACAGAUCGCCGGUCAGCGUUGCUUGGAAUUGCCAUCCAGGCACACGCAGGAAGGAGAUGUCCGAACCAGCAAUUACCAACGGACACUUGGUGUCUCCUCACAGGCCCUUAGACCAACUUCAAACGAACCCGGCCGCUCCUACUGCGGACAUCUUCAAUGCUAGCUCCAUUGCGGAGAUCAAGGCCACCCUGUCCCACCUCCACGACCAGGAAGCAUCCGUCACAGCUCGCCUCGAUGCACUCGUCGCCUCCCAGAAGGACUUUUCUCGAGAGCUGGGUCGCCUUGACCUGUUACGGGCCCACCUUGGCACCCAGGCCACCACCACCCGCGCAAUCAGCAAUGGCAUGCUCUCCAACGCCGCAGCCACGGCAGACCGGAUCUCCAGUGCCGUACGUCGCCUCGACAUAGAACAGGCACGGGUAAAGGCCACACUGGCAGUCGUGGAACAAGUCGCAGAGCUCAAGGCCUGUGUACUGGGUGUUGCUGGUUCCAUGGGAGCCCCCCAGGACUGGGAGACGGCAGCAAGUUACCUCAACCGGGCGUCGAAAAUCCCACCGGAGGUUCUACAUGGCGCCUUUGCAGCGGAGAUUGUGCCCACAGCCGAAGUGCCCGACCCGCCGAAUGUUACGCUCGACAACGCCGCCGAAUCGCUGUGUGGGUUGUUCCUCCGCGAGUUCGACAAGGCCGUCCAGGAGAACAACGGGGCCAAAAUCACACGUUUCUUUAAACUAUUCCCACUCAUCGGUCGAUCAGAGGUUGGCUUGGACGUAUAUGGGCGCUAUGUUUGUCAAGGGGUUGCGUCUCGAGCGCGGACGAACCUUAAUGCCGGCACUGCUGGGUCACAGAGCAAGGAUGGCUUCUUCUACGCGAAUGCUCUCACCAAGCUCUUCGAACAUAUCGCACAAAUCGUCGACAGCCAUGGGGGGCUUGUGGAACGCCACUAUGGCUCGGGGAGAAUGGCUCGUGUCAUUGAGCGGCUCCAGAUCGAAGCAGACGUGCAGGGAGGCAUCAUCCUCGACACCUGGAGCGACGAGAGACAUAUCGACCGCAAGCUGAUGGAUGUCAAGUCCUAUGCCUUUACAUUUCUAGUACAAAGCUUUCUGCCCCAGCAAAGAGCCGCCGGCACCCCGCGGUCGAACUCACCGGCCUUUCGAGACGGAACGCAGGUCCCCGCUGAGGAUGAGGGCGUGGAUAUGAAGGAAAUCGACGGCAUCCUCAACGAAGUAGCUGUCAUGUUGGGUCGCUGGUCUCUCUACUGUCGCUUUCUGACCGAGAAAUGCAACAGCACGACUGAAGAAGCGGCAGGCGAAGAACAGCAGCGGCUUCCCAAAUUCCUUGAGGAAUCAUCCCUGGCUCGAAAAGUCAGUGACCGGCUAGCGACACCCUUCAAUACGAUGACCACGUUCUUCCUGAGACGGUCUGUCGAGAAGGCGUUUCAGCUUGACGAGCAGCCUUCGGGCCUGACAUUGCAAGCGAAUAAGCCAUUGAAAGCGGACCCUCCACACAUCACCUCGGCAGUAGACGACAUCAUGUAUAUUGUGAACAAGGUGUUGCAGCAAUCCUUGGCAACCUCGCAGCUGUCUGUGGUGAUGAACGUGGUGCCGACGCUGUCCCGCGUGCUGGGAUCCGACUUCAUCGGGAUGACGCAGCGGAAGAUGCGCGACGAGUGCUAUCCGAAAGCAACAGUCCAGGGCGGGCAGCCGCCAGAGCAGAUUGUCAUUUCCUUCCUGGUCCUGAUCAACAACCUGGACGUUGCCGUCGACUAUAUCCGGCGGAUUGUGCAAACGCACACCGAGCCCAGCAGCGAAGCGAACGCGCUGCACUCUCUGUUCCCUCUUGCCUCCGAGGCGGCCAAGGUCUCGCAGACCCUGCAGUCCCUGACAUCCUCAUUUGAAGCGAAAGUCAACGACCUACUCUCCGACGGCAUUCAGGUAGUUUUUAACAAUGUGAUCAAACACCGCUUGCGGCCGAUCCUCUCCGACUCCUUCCGUGACAUUGAAUACCAGCCCCGUGACGACCGCGACCCAACAGGCACCACAGCCUACUACCACGACCACCACGACUACGACAACGAUGAAGCCGACCAUAUCGCCGACUACGACGGCGCAGGCGGUCCAGGCACGAACGGCGGCGACCCCUCCUCCUCCUCCACCUCCUCCCCGGAGGCGGAACUAGUCCGCCCGCGCUUCGCAGCCGCCUGGUCAGAGCUCCUGUCCCCAAUCGCCCGGAUCCUGACGCCUACAGCGUUCGACCGCCUCCUCGCCGUGACGGUCGCGUACCUGGCGCGCCUGCUCGAGAAGCGUCUGUGGGCGUACCACGGCCGCGUCAACGCGCUGGGCACCACGCGCCUCGAACGCGACGUUUCAGGCAUCGUGAGUGCGGCGAUCGAUAUCGGCGGUUCCCAGAGUGCAGGCCGGUACCGUCAUCGCGAGGCGUUUGCGCGCUGCGUGCAGAUCGUGCUCCUGAUGGGCAUGGAGGACGACGAAUGGGAGGAGGUCGUGCGCGGCGGCGACGCUGCCGAGCUGGUCGAUCGGUUGAAUGCCGAGGAGCGUCUCCGGGUGCGAGGCAUGCUUAGGCAAAUUGUUUGAUAUUCUCUCUCUCUCUCUCUCUCU
Penicilliopsis zonata CBS 506.65 is the source of this 3011-nucleotide messenger RNA. RefSeq lists its product as hypothetical. Bases 456 to 2987 code for a protein of 843 amino acids. The record is from RefSeq and is a predicted model, not a curated record. Lineage: Eukaryota; Fungi; Ascomycota; Eurotiomycetes; Eurotiales; Aspergillaceae. The transcript has 2 exons.